This is a messenger RNA of Sebastes umbrosus (honeycomb rockfish), 7751 nucleotides long. RefSeq names its product v-akt murine thymoma viral oncogene homolog 3a (gene akt3a). The transcript has 16 exons. Gene Ontology annotation, biological process: protein phosphorylation. The coding region runs from base 1252 to 2508 and encodes 418 amino acids. Lineage: Eukaryota; Metazoa; Chordata; Actinopteri; Perciformes; Sebastidae. Gene Ontology annotation, molecular function: ATP binding; protein serine/threonine kinase activity. The record is from RefSeq and is a predicted model, not a curated record.
AGCACACUCCGAGCUGCAACACCGAAAACGGGCGGACGAGGCGAGACGGUAGGAUGUGUGGGUGUGUGCAAGUGUAAGGUGUGUGUGUGUGUUUGUGUGCGCGCCUGUGCGUGAGAGAAAAGGGGGUUUGCCGUUCCUCCGGAUGACGUCACGAGUUUUCCUGAGAGUCCAAACAACCGUUGGCUGCAGUUAACGGUUAACGGGAGCUUCCGUUUGAUGUGUAACGUUAACCUCGUUAUUCCUGCCCCGGCUCGUAACCUUGACAACGACGGUUGACUAGCUAGCACUUUGACGGUUUAGCUUAGCUGGCAGUUCCGUUUCUCACUCCGGAGAGAGAUAACCCGGGGUGGUUAAUGACCAGCAGGUGCCCGGGAACAGCACCGCACCUGCCGCUACAGGCUGAGUCACUGCUGGUGAGGAGGAAGGUCUGGAGAGGGAACGAGAGAGGAGGAGGAGGAGGUGGAGGAGGAGGGGGAGAAGAAGAAGAAGAAGAAGGGAGGGAGGCAGGGAGAUAAGCCACAACAGGAAACGAAACGACACACACACGCCGCGUGUUUGUGUGUCUGAGAGGGAGACUGCGCGAACGAGAGGGUGAACGGGAAAGGAAGGGAGGGAGAGUGACGCGGAGGCUGGGAGAGCCGGCCCCCCCCCCCCUCUUCCUCCUCCUCUCCUCCUCUCCUCCUCUCCCUCUCUUUCUCUCUUCUCCUCCUCUCCUCCCCUCCUCCCUCUCUCUCUCUCUCUCUCUCUCUCUCUGUGGAGCAGGCGUGUAGCGGCAUCAGACUCGGCGUGAAGGAACCAUGAGCGAUGUCACCAUCGUUAGAGAGGGAUGGCUCCAGAAACGGGAGGAGCAGGGUCGGGGUGCUGACUCACUGUCCAGGUCGUGAUACAGCAAAGACUGCAGUCUUAGUCAUUAGACAGCUUUUUACUGAAACGGAACAGCGAGAAAGGCCGAGAAAGUAAAGGGUGCUGACCCCUGGCCUAGACCCUGGGUUCCCAGCUCCAGACCUCCAAACACCCUACCCGCCCAUUUUUCCACUUCUCUCUGCUCUAACACACCUGAACCAGCUGACGCUCAGGCCCUGAUUCAACAGUAAGGGCUGCUGAGUUGCACCAGGUGAAUAUAUAAAGAACUGGCGGCCGCGUUACUUCCUGUUGAAGACAGACGGCUCCUUCAUCGGCUACAAAGAGAAACCUCAGGACGCCGACCUGCCCUACCCCCUAAAUAACUUCUCUGUAGCAAAAUGUCAGCUGAUGAAGACGGAGAGGCCGAAGCCAAACACCUUCAUCAUACGCUGCCUCCAGUGGACCACCGUCAUCGAGAGGACCUUCCACGUGGACUCGCCUGACGAGAGAGAUGAGUGGACAGAGGCCAUCCAGAUGGUGGCUGACAAGCUGCAGAGACAAGAGGAGGAGAGGAUUCAGAGCAGCCCCACCUCCAACAUCGACAACAUGGUCGAGGAAGAGAUGGACAUCUCCACCACACACCACAAACGCAAGACAAUGAGCGACUUUGACUACCUGAAGCUGCUGGGAAAGGGAACAUUCGGGAAGGUGAUACUUGUCCGAGAAAAGGCCAGCGGGAAAUACUACGCCAUGAAAAUCCUUAAAAAAGAAGUCAUCAUAGCCAAGGAUGAAGUGGCUCACACACUCACAGAGAGCAGAGUGCUGAAAAACACCAGACACCCCUUUCUCACUUCAUUGAAGUAUUCAUUCCAGACUAAAGACCGCCUCUGUUUCGUCAUGGAGUAUGUGAAUGGAGGAGAGCUGUUUUUCCAUUUGUCCAGAGAGCGGGUGUUCUCAGAGGAGCGCACGCGCUUCUACGGCGCCGAGAUCGUCUCGGCACUCGACUACCUGCAUUCAGCCAAGAUUGUGUACCGGGACCUCAAGUUAGAAAACCUGAUGCUGGAUAAAGACGGCCACAUCAAAAUCACUGAUUUCGGCCUCUGCAAGGAGGGCAUCACAGACGCUGCUACCAUGAAGACUUUCUGUGGCACACCCGAGUACCUCGCACCUGAGGUCCUGGAGGACAACGACUACGGUCGGGCGGUGGACUGGUGGGGUUUGGGCGUGGUGACGUACGAGAUGAUGUGCGGCCGACUGCCGUUCUACAACCAGGACCACGAGAAGCUGUUUGAGCUCAUCCUCAUGGAGGACAUCAAGUUCCCGCGCACUCUGUCGUCCGACGCCAAGUCCCUGCUGUCAGGCCUGCUCAUCAAAGACCCCAACAAACGGCUCGGUGGAGGACCAGAUGACGCUAAAGAAAUAAUGAGACACAGCUUCUUCUCUGGCGUUGACUGGCAGGAUGUAUAUGAUAAAAAGAUGGUCCCUCCCUUCAAGCCUCAGGUGACGUCGGAGACGGACACCAGAUACUUCGACGAGGAGUUCACGGCCCAGACCAUCACAAUCACUCCACCAGAGAAAUUCGACGAGGACGGGAUGGACUGUCUGGACAACGAGAGACGACCGCACUUCCCACAGUUCUCCUACUCCGCCAGCGGCCGGGAAUGAAGCGUCCACCACGGUGACAUCAUCACAGCUGGUCUCUGAGGACAUCAGUGUGGGACAAAAAAAGACCCACAGCUUUGGACCGACCCAGAAAAGACUUGAAGGAUUUUGCCCCUUUUUCUCCUCUCCUCUUCCUCCUCCUCUCUUUUUCACCUCUGCAGUCUGCUUCUCUAUUUGUUUCCUUUUUAUUAUCAUUAUUAUUUUUGUGGAUUCCUUUUUAGAGAGAACUUCCAGGAGGCAAAAUUUACUUUCUAAUCCUGCACUGCAGCCCUAGGUGAUCCGAACUGUGAUGUGAUCAGUUACUAUGUAAUGUCCCUUUAAUGACAGGAGCAUCACCGGUGGCCUGCUGUGCUUUGACAUGUGUCGGUCCUGCCAAACUCUCAAAACAAAAAAACAACUUCUGAUCGAGUUAGACGAAAAACAGCUGAUGCAUUUUUCAGGAGUUCGUUUUUGUGACUUCUCAUCCGUACGAUGGAGAUAUAGCAUUUUGAGUCAUUCAAACCUAAACUGCCGUUACCGGUUGUAUCUCAGGCUUUUGCAAAACAGACUCUCAGACUCAGAGAGACACUCGGGGUCUGAUUUCAAAUCCUCACCUAAAUGAUUCUGGGGUUGAUUGAGGCUGCCUGGCAUUGAGGGAGCAGUUUGUCGCCUGUGAGCAGAAUCCUCCGCAGCUCACUUUGUCGAGCGGGAUUUGACUCAGGUUUUGCUCAGUGCAAUCCAUUAUUGUCGUUGCUGCUAUUUCAACUACUACUACAGGUACUACUACUACUCCUCCUACUACUACUAUACUGCUACUACUACUAAAAACCCGGUGCUACACUACUAGCUUAAUGCUGCAGAUCAUCAUACAGGCGCCAGCAACUCAUCACCCACCUGUAUUUAACGUCUAUGCUCGUACAGCUGCAGAACGGGCGUCGCUAUUACUCCUAACGUGCUGCUGUCACACAUUGACUCUAUAGAUUAAGACGACGAGAGGACGACGUGUUUGUGUGUGUGUGUGUGUGUGUGAGUGUGUGUGCAAGGUACUAUUAAGGGUUUGUGUUGAAGAACGCACCUCAAAGCACAGCAGUCCAGGAGGAUGAAGCUCCCGAACCAUGAGCUUUACUACGUUACCCACAAUGCAGUGCAAGGUGGUUGAUAUAUCCAUCACUGAGGAGGUGAAAUUGAGAGUUUUCAAUGUCCUCCCCUCCCUCCCCUCCCUCCCCCCUCUGUCCCUACGAGUUUAAGUCUCUUCUGUCCCAAAAGGGAAAUGAGAAGUGAAGCGGUGCUUUGUGUCGAUGAUGAAGCUUUACUGUGACAUGUUGUCGUCACGGGAACCAUACGGCUGUACCUCUCUGUCUCUGUGCAGGAAAGGGAAAACUGCUGCAGGAACAGAGUGAAAAGAGAAGUCCAGGAUGGGCAUUGUUGAUGAGAGAAGAGAGAAAGAGAGAAAGAGAGAGAGAGAGAGAUAGAGAGAGAAAGAGAGAGAGAGAGAGAGAAAGAGAGAGAGAUAGAGAGAGAUAGAGAGAGAUAGAGAGAGAGAGAGAGAGAGAGAAAGAGAGAGAGAGAGAGAGAGAAUACAGGUGAAAAGCUCCAAGAAUGAUGAAAUAUUUAUAAUGUGAUAUUUAUGACGUAUUGAUGACUGAGGGAACAGCUGAUUUCCUGUGAGAGAUUCUUAUGGUCUGUGAGGAGGUACACAUCAACAGUUAUGGGUUUACACCAAUCACAGCAAAUGGCUAUAAUAUAUAUAUAUAUGUUCUAUUUAUUGUUCUACUCAUCGGUUUUUAUAUUUAACUUUUUCUAUUGUUAUUACAUUAUUCUAGAGAAAAAAAACUAUUUCUUAGGGCUGAGAGAAGAAAAAAAGAAAAAGAAAAAGGCACCUCAAGAAACAAAUAUGGCUGAAGAAUGUAGGAGGGAAAGCGGAUAGCCUUCCUGCUCCAUCGUUUAUUUUAAUGAUGUUUUUGUGUUGUUUUGUGACCAAAAUGUGACGGCGGAGAGGUGACGGGACGCGGUCCAGACAGACGCUCGUGUACCGCAAGCUUAAAGAUAUGUAUUUAUUUAAUCACCUUUCCUUCUAGGGCUGCACAAUUAUGAAAAAAAAAUCGAAUGAGAUUAUUUUGCAGUUGCGAUAUGAUUUGAUAUUAAAGGGAAUGCUACUUUUUUUUUUUUUUUUUUACAUUAUUCUCAUUUUCAUUGAAAAACAUAUUAAAAUGAUUAUGGUGUGAUUUUUGCGUGGAUCUGUACCAAACAAAGAUGUUUUCUUGAAGUCUGUAGAAUAUGAUGUGUAGGCCUGAACAUCUCUGCAGCACCGCAAUAUUUAAUUUAAAAUGUAUUUUGACGCAUAUUUGGCCUUUAACAAAUAUUGCGAGUUUUAACAAAUACCUAUUGAGAUUUUGAAAAAAUUUCCAUUAAUUGUGCAGCCCUAUUUCCUUCUUCAACUUUACCCAAAUCAUCCCCACAGGUGUUUACUAUCAAGGCUCAUCUCACUGACACAAAUGUUCCCCAAAUGUACUGUGACCACAGGUGUGUGUCGGUGAAGGCAGAGACAGAGAGUUCAGAGAGUUCAGAGAGUUCAGAGAGUUCAGAGAGAAAGACGAAGUGGAAGUUGAGCAAAAAAAAACCAAGUGCAGCCCAGAAGUGUGAAUGUAAAGCGGUAAGGAUGUAAAAGAUUCAAUACCAUAAACAGUGAGUGCUGCUUUUUUACCGUCAGUGUGUCGAGACAGAGCCGAGGAGGACGAGGAAUACUAGUGUUUGGAUAUGAAAUGUGAGUUUGUGAGGUCAGUCGGUUCUUUGGAUUGUAGGUGAGAAAGAGUUAGCGUUUAUUUCAAGAGUGGGGAUGAUCCCAUUUUCAACACUCCUCUGUCUUUAACGUGCACGGUCACCUCUCCGGUCUGGACUUUGUUUGUUUGCGUCGUCAUGUCUUCCAGUCUGACCAACAAGAUUUUAAAUCCCCUCAAUUUCUCUGUCUUCAAAACGCCAGUAAGCCUUAUGGGUUUAACUCCGAACACAUCCAGCACUUCAGAAAAAAAAAAACACAUCAUCAGAUGUGAGGAAAUAUAUUUUUAAACAUUUGAAAUUUCAACCAAACAUGUGAUCAUGUGGAUAUCUGGAUGUGGCAGAUUUAAAGAGAGCACAAGGGGAUGUGCUCUCGUUAGGCGUAGAAAGAAAAUUGUAUUCCAAUAUUUAUUAUUUGAAUGUUUUUAUUCUCAUCGUUGAUGGAUAACUUGAAUUUCUUUUCUAUUUAAUUUAUUUGGUGUCAUUUUGUUUUUGGAGUUUAGCAGUAAAGGGGGUGUAGUCGUGUUUCACUCUGCAGUUUAAGUCUCCAGAGAUUUUGUUCUAAAAAUAAUUUUGUUUCUUUAUAAAUAUCUCUUAAACGACACAUUACCUGUUUUUUCCCGCUGCUCUUGAGUCUAUGUGCUUUACACAUGCACAUCCAUUAAAUCGCUAUUAGCUGGCAAAGGCGCUUUAUGGCAGAAAGUAGAAAAGGACGGCGCUGGCCUGCAUGCUGUAGUCCUCUGUCCGCACGAACCAGUCCUGAGUCAAAAGUGGCACUCAGAACUCUUAUGAAAAAUACUUCUCUGUGAUCGAUUGAGCCUGUCUGGCACAGCCGAAGCAGUCGAAUAGUUCAAAAAUGAGUACAGCUCCCACCCAGCUGGCAACCGUCGACAGGCUCAAGCAAAACGCUCCCGAGUAUUUGGAAGGAUUUCAGCUUUGAUUUGACCCAGGUCUGCGAGCGACUGAGGAGUUCUAGCUGUAUGUGCACGCUUACCGCCAAAAUCAUUAGAAACCAGAGUUCAUGAAAUACCGCUUUGUAGCUUCGGCCACAGCACUUUCACAUCCAUCACUUUUUAUAUGAUUCAGAGGAAUCUGAUUCAACCCUGCUUUAAAGGAAGAUUUUUAGCUUUUUUAUGUUUUUAAGAAAAUGAGGAUUUUUAAAGCACAUCUCCCCUCCGCAUACAACCGAUAUAGCUUUGUUGCUCUGAUGUCGAAAGUUGGCAAGACCCGGAGUGAUUGUGUCCCACGUGCCAGAGACGAGUCAGUGCUGCCGCUGCAGAAUCACGCUCAGUGGAAAUGUUCAGUAACUUGGUCAGUCUUCACGAACUAAAAUGUUUGGGAAAAAUCCACUGAUGUCACCGACUCCUUCUGUUUUUGAAAAGUUUUCCCUCCGUUGAGCCUCCAACUCUCCUUGUUCAACCUUCCACAUAUUCAAGUUCAUUUACUGGCAGCUGCCAGACGCUGAUUCGAAGGUCAGAGAUCAUUACAAUACAAAUGUUUUCCUUCAGCUACCGUAAGUGGAGACGAUGGAGCUUAGUAAUCCUCUUCAUCAAUGUGGGUUUUCCCUUAAAGACUAUGAAUCAGUUGUGGCCACGUCAGUGAGGUCUUUAACUGGAUGCUUUAAGCCUCCUCACAGCUUCACUGGUGCCCUCGACUGGUGUGAAUCGACAGUAUGUGAGAUAUCUGACGCUGCACUGACAGUGUUCACUCUUAAAGCUGCUGCUGUUUGUACUGUACAUCUAUCACACAACAGAUCUGACUCCAAUAGUAUUUGAAUAAUAUGUAAAAUCCUUUCAAAGACCUCAGCUGCUCUGUAUUGAUCUCGCCCGUUGUUAAUGAACCGACGGCGUCGGCCAAAAAAAAUCACAAACCGCACUCAGCCCUGCGUUUAAUGCAGAUAAUAAGUAAACGGCUCCAGUGUUUGGAAGGAUUUCUGAAAGUAUUUGACCUCGUGUCUGCGACAGAAUUCCUCCCCCUCUCUUCUUCCUCUGGUACUAGACUACUAUCAUCAUGACUAUUAACAUGAACAAGCAUGAGAUGCAUUUAUUUAUAAAACAGCGUGUACAAAUAUUACAACAUGUAAUUAAUUUCAUGUCCAUGUCCAUCUACUGUAGCUUUUACAGCUGUGUGAGACAUUUGUGGACAGCUGCCAGCUGUUCUCAGAGCGGGCCACAAUUCCCCCUGAAGCACCGUAAUACUGAAGUCAGCGCUGCUCUCUGACACGUCGGAGGAGCAGAGCUGACGUCGACCCUCAGACGGUGUCGGGAAAACUUAACAGAUCGAUCAAAACAGCCUUUUUGUGUCCCUCAUGCUGUCAGGAUGCAGUGCUGCUGGCCGCUGAGGCCGCGAGGAUGUGAAAACAACAAAUUACCAUCAACAUGAAGCUGUUUUUUUUACACUGUACAUCCUUAGUAUUUUUACACAAUGUAUAUGAUAGGGAUGCACAUUAUUUUCCUUCUUACAGACAGCUUCAAUAAAGCACUAUGUCAAUC